This is a messenger RNA of Vespula pensylvanica (western yellowjacket), 875 nucleotides long. RefSeq lists its product as uncharacterized. Lineage: Eukaryota; Metazoa; Arthropoda; Insecta; Hymenoptera; Vespidae. The transcript is spliced from 3 exons. Bases 72 to 713 code for a protein of 213 amino acids. The record is from RefSeq and is a predicted model, not a curated record.
ACUAUAUAUAAUCGAUUAAUGUUCUCCCCCUUUCUUUUUUCCCUCGAAAAAAAAAUAUAACGCGAUUUAUCAUGUUGGAGCCGUUGAUAGUAUUGACAGUUUUGAAUUGUUUAUUUAUGUUCAGCUCGACUGUGACUACGUGUGCAUUAUGGUGGCAAUAUCGGCAUCAUCGUUGUUGCGAUAUAAGAAAGGACCCAACACGACGAACUCAUAUAAAAAAAUCCAACAGCUGUAGUUGUCAAGUUUCUAAGAAAAUGGUCCAAUCAAGGGCAGACGGUACGAAUCACGUAUUUGCUACCAGUAGAUCUUUUAUGAAUACCGAUGAACGAUACAAGAAAAAAGAUUUUAACGAACACAAACCUGCAAGCAAGCUGAGAUACUUGGCCGAUUAUAAAAAACACAAAAACGCAGCAAGGAUAUGUCCUUUUACCGAAACAUCAAUCAAGAAUAAAAAUCCAGCGAUUAGAAAACAAAUUUCUGAAGCAUCUCAUACUACCAACGAUACUAAGUCGACCGUAGUAAUGGAAUUUUCAACGGUACAAAAGAUCGUUCAACUCGUCGACAACAAUGGCGAUAUAUCUAUGGCAAAAGUAACAGUUAUACCGGCGAGGGACAUCAUCGAGAAGAACAAAAAGCUUGAUUUAGAAGUUAGAAAUAAAUUUGACGAUGACGUUGCGACCGUCGAAAAGAUUUCACGUUCGACGAUAAAUUAGAAUAUAUUCGUAUAUAUUAAAAAUUAUAUAUCAAAUUGUAUAUAUUAUAUAUAGGGGUGAAUUUUUCCUUGCGUUACAUGUGACCUCUUUACGAUUACAUGAAAAUUUGUUAACAGUAACAUCGAGUGAAGAAAGAGAAAAUAAAUAAAUAAAUAAAUAAAU